This is a messenger RNA of Oncorhynchus mykiss (rainbow trout), 6667 nucleotides long. The record is from RefSeq and is a predicted model, not a curated record. Lineage: Eukaryota; Metazoa; Chordata; Actinopteri; Salmoniformes; Salmonidae.
CGAUUUCAGAUGUGUCCAUUAUUUGGGAGAUCGUUCUUCGUACAAAGCAUGUAAACGUUUUUAAUGGAAUUGUUUGUUAUAUGAAUCAAAUUAUCCACAAUAAUCGCGUUAGUGUGUGGAUGUAACUGCACUCAAUGUUAUUGUUUUUCCUUGAUUGACACUAAAGUGAAUUCAAACAAUCCAAUCAGAGAACCAAACAUGCAAAUCUUUACUGCUCACCACGCCCGUAUUUUAUAACCGACCAAUCAGAUGGAGUGGGCGGAGUCAGGGAUACCAGCGGAGGAUUCAAACGGAAGAUGGCAGCGGGUAAAGAGUCCAAUAAAAAUACACAAAACAGAAGGGGUACGGUGUGUAACGUGGUGAUCAGCCAGGAUGCAGGGGGAUCUUGGGGCGGCAGUGGGGUUGGUGCCCGCCCGCCCGUCAUCUUCAACCCAGACUUCUUUGUGGAGAAGCUACGUCACGAGAGACCUGAGGUGUUUCAAGAGCUGGUGCUUAGCAACAUCAGCCGCCUCAUCGACCUUCCCGGUGCUGAGUUCUCUCUGCUUUUAGGGGACGAGGGAGGGCCCAAGACACCCACAGGGGCCGGAGGGGGAUUCUUCCGCUCCUUCAACUUCCUCAAACGUAAAGAUAAGGAAGUGGUGUUCGGGACUCCUCUGACAGAGGGAGGCAUCGCCCAGAUUUACCAGCUCAUCGAAUACCUCAGCAAGAACCUGCAGGUAGAGGGUCUGUUCAGGGUGCCAGGUAACAGUGUGCGGCAGCAGGCCCUGAAGGAGCAGCUGAACAGUGGCGCAGACAUCGACCUGGAGGCAGGGGGCUUCCACCCCAACGACGUGGCCACCCUCCUCAAGACCUUCCUGGGAGAGCUACCUGAACCCCUCCUCACGCACCAACACUUCCAUGCUCACCUCAAAAUAGCAGACAUGACUCUCUUUGAUGAGAAAGGCAACAAGACGUCAGUACCUGAUAAGGAGCGUCAGAUUGAGGCCUUACAGCUCCUCUUCCUGCUGCUGCCCCAGGCCAACCGCAGCCUCCUCAAACUGAUCCUGGACCUGCUCUACCACACCGCCAAGCAACAGGACAAGAACAAAAUGUCUGCCUUCAACCUCGCCCUCAUGUUUGCCCCCCACGUCGUGUGGCCCAGAGAUAUGGUGGCCAGUGACCUCCAGGAGAAUCUGAAGAAGCUUAACAACGGCAUGGCCUUCCUCAUCAAACACUCCCAGAAACUAUUCAAGGCUCCUAUGUACAUGAGGGAGCAUGCCAGAAUGCACUUCACAGGAUCUAAGACCCUGCAGACCAAGGAUGAUAUGGACCUGUUAUCUGUGACUGGUUUCCCUGCCCCUGUUCCCUGGAAGAGGUGUUGUGCUGACCCGUCUCAGUACCUGUCCCCCUCCUCGUCGUCCCAGGGCCAGCAGCACCACACAGAGGAGUCCCUGAAGGAGCUGUUCAGACACGUCCAUGACAACAUGCCCAACUCUGCCAAGAAGAAGAAACUCCUACGACAGCUUGCUAAACAGACCACCCCCGGCCUGGCCCCAGGGACACCCAUCAACAACUAUCAGCCCCCCCCGGCCCAGAGCAAGAAACACCCCCGCUCCCGCUCCUUCGGUGGAUUCAUCAAGAGGAGACAUAAGGGGGACCAACAGGCGUUGGAGAGGCGGGGUAGACAGAUCUCCCCGGAGAUGGUUGCUGCGGCGAUGGGACGGCUGGGAAAGGAGAACGUCGUCUUGCAGUCGGUGAACAGUCCGGUGACAGUGAAUAAUAGUACCCCAGUCGGGGUCAAGGCCUCUGACAGCAUGGCCCUCAAUAGAGAGAGGGGACUCAAACUGUCAAAGGACUCUCCAUCCAUCUCCAGAAUGUGUUUCUCUCCCUCCCUAGAAACGUCCAUGUAGAGGAUUGGUACUAGCAACACUGGACUUGACUUUUGUUUGGUCCUUUUUUUCUUCUUUUAUCAAGUAAACUAUAUUGUAACUUUCUAAAUCUGUGACGAAUACAACAUUAGUCCCCAGCCAGACAUGGGGUGCAUCCCAAUAAUCUCUUCUUUCUCCUGAAGUGUGCACUUGUUCACUUCCCUUAAUGUGUUUGAAAGGAAAUGACUGGAAUACCUAAUAUGGAAACUCCUUCUAGCCCAUGCCUACACAAUCCAAGACUUUUACAUUGUGUGUGGAGUAGUGAAUGAGUGCACACUUCAGGGGGAGAGAUUAUUGGGACGUAACCCAGGAAAGUACAAGACCAACUCUGUUAAGUGUGGAGGCAGGGACAGAAGGGAGCUUUCUUUGGUCUGUUUGGGGUCUGAGUGCCACUCAUAACUUGAAACAGUUUUGUUAGACACUUUUACAUUUGACCACUAGCUGAGCCUACAUAGAUACUUUUAUAGUUGACCACUAGCUGAGCCUACAUAGAUACUUUUACAUUUGACCACUAGCUGAGCCUACAUAGAUACUUUUACAGUUGACCGCUAGCUGAGCCUACAUAGAUACUUUUAUAGUUGACCACUAGCUGAGCCUACAUAGAUACUUUUAUAGUUGACCACUAGCUGAGCCUACAUAGAUACUUUUACCGUUGACCGCUAGCUAGCUGAGCCUACAUAGAUACUUUUACAGUUGACUACUAGCUGAGCCUACAUAGAUAAUUUUACAGUUGACCGCUAGCUAGCUGAGCCUACAUAGAUACUUUUAUAGUUGACCGCUAGCUAGCUGAGCCUACAUAGAUACUUUUAUAGUUGACCACUAGCUGAGCCUACAUAGAUACUUUUACCGUUGACCGCUAGCUAGCUGAGCCUACAUAGAUACUGUUACAGUUGACCGCUAGCUAGCUGAGCCUACAUAGAUACUUUUAUAGUUGACCACUAGCUGAGCCUACAUAGAUACUUUUACAGUUGACCGCUAGCUAGCUGAGCCUACAUAGAUACUUUUAUAGUUGACCGCUAGCUAGCUGAGCCUACAUAGAUACUUUUAUAGUUGACCACUAGCUGAGCCUACAUAGAUACUUUUACCGUUGACCGCUAGCUAGCUGAGCCUACAUAGAUACUGUUACAGUUGACCGCUAGCUAGCUGAGCCUACAUAGAUACUUUUAUAGUUGACCACUAGCUGAGCCUACAUAGAUACUUUUACCGUUGACCGCUAGCUAGCUGAGCCUACAUAGAUACUUUUACAGUUGACCACUAGCUGAGCCUACAUAGAUACUUUUACAGUUGACCGCUAGCUGAGCCUACAUAGAUACUUUUACAGUUGACCACUAGCUGAGCCUACAUAGAUACUUUUACCGUUGACCGCUAGCUAGCUGAGCCUACAUAGAUACUUUUACAGUUGACUACUAGCUGAGCCUACAUAGAUAAUUUUACAGUUGACCGCUAGCUAGCUGAGCCUACAUAGAUACUUUUAUAGUUGACCGCUAGCUAGCUGAGCCUACAUAGAUACUUUUAUAGUUGACCACUAGCUGAGCCUACAUAGAUACUUUUACCGUUGACCGCUAGCUAGCUGAGCCUACAUAGAUACUGUUACAGUUGACCGCUAGCUAGCUGAGCCUACAUAGAUACUUUUAUAGUUGACCACUAGCUGAGCCUACAUAGAUACUUUUACAGUUGACAGCUAGCUAGCUGAGCCUACAUAGAUACUUUUACCGUUGACCGCUAGCUAGCUGAGCCUACAUAGAUACUUUUACAGUUGACUACUAGCUGAGCCUACAUAGAUAAUUUUACAGUUGACCGCUAGCUAGCUGAGCCUACAUAGAUACUUUUAUAGUUGACCGCUAGCUAGCUGAGCCUACAUAGAUACUUUUAUAGUUGACCACUAGCUGAGCCUACAUAGAUACUUUUACCGUUGACUGCUAGCUAGCUGAGCCUACAUAGAUACUGUUACAGUUGACCGCUAGCUAGCUGAGCCUACAUAGAUACUUUUAUAGUUGACCACUAGCUGAGCCUACAUAGAUACUUUUACAGUUGACAGCUAGCUAGCUGAGCCUACAUAGAUACUUUUAUAGUUGACCGCUAGCUAGCUGAGCCUACAUAGAUACUUUUAUAGUUGACCACUAGCUGAGCCUACAUAGAUACUUUUACCGUUGACCGCUAGCUAGCUGAGCCUACAUAGAUACUUUUACAGUUGACCACUAGCUGAGCCUACAUAGAUACUUUUACAGUUGACCGCUAGCUGAGCCUACAUAGAUACUUUUACAGUUGACCGCUAGCUGAGCCUACAUAGAUACUUUUACAGUUGACCGCUAGCUGAGCCUACAUAGAUACUUUUACAGUUGACCACUAGCUAGCUGAGCCUACAUAGAUACUUUUAAUGUUGACCACUAGCUGAGCCUACAUAGAUACUUUUACCGUUGACCGCUAGCUGAGCCUACAUAGAUACUUUUACCGUUGACCGCUAGCUGAGCCUAUAUUGUACUAUAUGUAAGUAUCUUGUUUGUGUUUUCUGAAUCUGGUGUUUGUACUACUCAUCUGAAAAUGUGGUUCUAAUUGUACUAAUAUUUUAAAUCCCAAAUGGUUGCCCUACACACACAGCACACUGAUGGCAUGAUUAUAUCCUCCUACAAAAUGCUGAUUAGCACCAGUCACAUUCGUUUGGAGCCUGUUCCAAAAAGCUUGAUCGAUGAGUUAGCCAGCAAACUGACCCAAAUUGCUUGAAAUGGUUUGAAAUGACUCAACAGCAACAACAACAGAAACAACUAUUAUACAAAUGUAGAUAAUUUUAAUCAACCAGGAAAUCCGGAGAUAUGAGGCAAAGGCUGUUAAUCAAAGUUAGCUGGCUGAUGUAUUAACCCUGCUUUCUGGAAUACCCCACAGCUCUUAUGGUGUCUCAAGGCCAUUGGGUUUACUGAUACUGUCUGUUAGCUCAAAUGAAGCCCCCGUUCCCUAUAUAGUGCACUAUUGGCCAAAAGUAGUGCUCUCCACUUUAUAGUAGUGCAUGUGGUGGUGUUGGAGAAACACUGGCUCAGGGUUUUCUUGAAUCUAUAUCAUACAAAUACAGGUCGAUACAUAUUGGAUGAUGAUGAACAAAUACGAGCUGAACAAACCAACCUUUCUGUAACGGUAUUCGUGUUUGGGAGAGAUGUAGGGCUUCAUUUUGGGACGACUAUUUAUUUUUAUUGUCUGAGAUUUGUGUAUUAACUGUUUGAACUCCUCAAUGUGUACAAUGUCAUAUUUCACCUGCCUGGUUUGGCCUUUUGAGGUUUGAUAGUACAAUGAUGUGAUUAUAACUGUAUUUUUUUUAACUGGAAUGGGUUUUGGGUGGAUAUUGGUUGGGACGCUAACGUUGUUGAAAGGUUUUCUGGAAGUCUGAGAUGGUUUUUGCUUUGUUGAAGAGGGAAAUUUAUAGUGACUGUGUCGAUAGGGGAUUCUCUUACAGUACCUUCAGUGUUGCCCAGUCUGAUACAAGUCUUCUUUAUUGAGCGUGAAUUGGGACAUUUUGUUCUGGGUCAUGUUCAUUAGGCACCAAAUAGAACAGGACGGAUUCAAACUGGGAGGGACUACCUGGACUUUGUCCAAUAAGGAACCCUUAUUUUCACUUUCCGUUGCAGAACGUUUGGAAAAGAUUUUGUAGUGUACCCUAAUGAACAUGACAUGACGUUGGUUUUAAUGGGACUGUUUUUAGAGGAAGUGUUAAUGGGGAAUGUGUGAUAAUGGGUUUAUGGGUUUGUGGUAAGUUUUAAAGAGAUGAGUGUGUUUUUUCUACACAUGAAAUGAAAGACACUAGAAGCUUGCUGCUGAGGUUAUCAAGAUGGCUUUGUUUUUUUUACUCUUGUUAUUUUAUCUGUGCUGGUCAAGUAGCCUACCUAUUUUACAUGUUAUUUUGUCCCCGCUUUUCUCUCUGUUACCUGAAGGUUUUCAGACCAUCAAGGCCCAACACAUUUUUUACGUGUCAUUUUGAAAAGCUGAAGGGUCAUCUGGCGUGGUUGAUACACCCUGAGUCUUGCUGGAAACCGUUUUACUAAUGUGCGAUCAUCUUUAUGAUGUGAGUCAGUUCUAGAUUACAUGAUACAACAUGUGGACAUUAUCUUUUAAUCUCCCUUAUUAUUUUUGUGUUAACGUGUGUAUGUUGAAAGUCUUUGGUUUUGUCAGCCAAUGUUGACCAUAGUUUUAAAUGUUGACUUAUCAACUGUACAGUACUACUUGUUUAUUUUUGUUCAAUUUCAUUCUGCCCUGUUGUUUGUGUCCCAAAUGGCACCCUAUUCACUAUAUAGUGCACUACUUUAGAACAGGGCCCUCUUCCCUAUAUAGUGCACUACUUUAGAACUGGGCCCUAUUCCCUAUAUAGUGCACUACUUUAGACCAGGGCCCUCUUCCCUAUAUAGUGCACUACUUUAGACCAGGGCCCUCUUCCCUAUAUAGUGCACUACUUUGGAGCAGAGCUCUGUGCCCUGGUCAGAAGUAGUGCACUACAUAGGGUGCAAUUUGAGAUGUAGACAUGGAGUUACAUUAAUGUCUACUAAAAUAAACAUAGUAUACUGUAAUCUCACAUUGCUGCAUAGAUUUCCUACCAUGCAUCUUCCUCUGUUCAUAUAAACCUGUUACCAGUCAGUGCCUUUUAAUGUAAGGACAUUUUAGCCUACCUUCACCUGUUGUGUUUUUGUUGUGUAAAAUAAGAUGUUUGUUUUUAUUACCCUGUCAAAUAGAUGCAUUGAUUUACUACUGGUGCUAUGGAUUAAAACUAUUUUUCUACAUGU